UUCUCGCUGUCACCGAUUACUCUUGCUGGUUAUUUUAGUGCUUUCCUGAUGUUCAGUGAAGAAUUAAUGCAAAUUCUUUAACCAUUUUAAGAAUUUUCUCUCCUUUCCCUUAUUCUCGGAUCUAUAAUCUUCAAGUCGUGUAUGAACAUAAAUCCAUUGAAGGACUUUAAUUACUCGUUAAUCGUUUAUGUUCCCUUUAAAUUUGAAAACUUGUGUUGAUAUCAAAUUGAUUAUUUGCUUUUAUGAUAGAUGGUGGCAAGUGAUCGACCGAAGACUGUUGUUUAUCUGCUGGUUCUUAUUUAAUUGGAAUAGGUUUAGCUGAAAUCAUUGUGAGCUAUGGGUCGGAAUUUGCAGCAGGCUAACUCUACAAUUAUUGGGAAGAGCAGGCCUAGCACAGGAUGCAUGUGGGGUGUACUUCAUAUACUGAAGUAUCAACAAUGGCGUCACAUUAAGAAAAGGCUUCCAUAUAGGAGUGGUGCAAGUAAUAAACAAGCCGUUGGGGCUGGAAAUCCAGGACAUGAUACAAAUGACUUGAAGACUGGUACAAUUUCAGAGCAUGAAAGACUAGGAAACAACAGCUCUAUGGUUGAUGAAAAAAUAACGCAGCCUGCUCCUCCAGUAGCCAAAUCUUCUGUUAAAUCUCGGUUGAAAGCACUUCUAUCAGAUGAGCUGUAUAGAAGGAAGGGCAAACAUCGACGAAGUGAAUCUUGCCCUGUGCGUUCCCCCUUGACGCGAACAGAUCCCAUUCGUCAUUUAGAACCUUCAGAUAAGGAUCCUAUUGCCGCUAGAAACUCAAAUGCUGCAAGUCCCACAAUUGCUGACGAUAACAAGCUUUCGGAUCCAUUGGUAUCAAAUUCUUUUGAGGGGGGAAAUUCUGAUGGGACUGGCAAUCACUUGGGGCAUAAACAGGUUGAUGAGACUGGGAAGAAGUUAAUUGAAAAUCGCCAUUUUCUUGAAAAUUCAGAUAGUGAAAGCGAAAAUUUAGUCCCUUCAAAGGAACUCAAUAUUGAUGCUUCAACCUACAAAUCAAAAGAGGUUUCGGAUGCUAUUGUUAUGAUCAAUAUGAAUAAAGAAUUCUUGUUGAAAAUUUUGAAAGACCCAGGUUCUCCAUUGGCUCAUCGCUUCCGAAAUCAACAGACAUUAAGCCAUAAAAGGGCAUUUUCCAAGUCUCUCUCAUUCUCUUCACCUGGCAAUAUAAGAGAUUCUGGAUCAAGAAAAAUCAAGCAAAAGCAAGGUGGUGUUAAAUCUGAUGCAGAAAAGCCCAGUACAAAAGAAUAUUUCCGCUCACAUUCGAUGCCAUCAAUAGCUGCUGAAUACAGGAUGGAUGGAAUUCAAAAACUAAACCUAGCAAUGGCAGAAACUGCUGAUCCUUCUUCAUGCUCAGUCCAUCGUAGGAAGAAUAAGAGUUUCAGGGAUAUUAAACAUAAGAUAAAACAUGCUAUUAAACAUAGCAAAAAUGAGAAGCAACGGAUCACAAUGGAUGCAGUCCUUCACAAGAUUCCUCAUGGUCAUGGGUUCCCAAAUAAGGAUUUGAAAAGCCACACGAUGAGCAGAGAUGGUAAAGAAAGUCACAUAAGUAGUAAUGAGAGUGAGCAUUCUCUUCCUUGCUCUAGCAAAAGUGAAUUGCGUCGCUUCCGUAGAACAGCAUCUCUUAAUGAAUCAAUAGACAAAUAUUGUCAGUUGUAUGAGUCUACUAAUUUGAACAGAGAACCAAAACAGCUUAGUUCCGAUACAUCAAAAUCAAGAACCAUAGAUGCUAGUUCGCCUCAAACUAAUGCUCCAAAGUCCAUGAGAAGAAUGUCUUCCUCCCCUAACCUCAAAUCUUAUUUCUGUUAUAGUGAGGAUUCUUCUCAACCCGUUUCAUCAAGUCAGAUUAAGAAUGCUGUGGAUGAAAGUACGAGAACAAAGGAUGAUUUUAGUGAACAAUUCGAUGCAGAAAGUCGAGUGGAAAGUAAUAUUCAACAGACUAUGGACAGUGAAACAAAUUCAAUUAAUGGAGAUCAGUUAGGGAAGACAACAGUGUCUGAUAUCGGCCCUGAAGCAGAGUUGGGUCUGGUUGGUGAUGAUUUGGGCAACUUGUUGACAAUGGAAGAUGCAUCUGAGGAGGAGGAUAUGGAAACCCAAAGUAAAUCUUCUAUUGAACUGGCAGAAGCCAAUAGUGUCCAUGUGCCUGAUUCCAAAUGUGAAGAGGAAACAACGAUUCCUGCAAGCUUUCCCAUUUCAGAAGAUCUAGAAGUGAUGACAAGCCCUCCCCUUCCCAGCAUAAUUGAUUCUUUGGAGGACCAGCUAGUAGAAACAAUUAGCAAGGAUACACCAACAACAGAAAAAAUUGAUAUUCUAAGCAAGCAUCUCACAAUUCUUGUGGGUGCUAAAGAGAAGGCUGAAUUUGAUUAUGUGAGAGACAUACUUGAAAUAUCAGGUUUCAGCGGGACUGAGUUGCUUGGAACAUGGCAUUCAAAUAACCAACCAAUGGAUCCUUGUCUAUUUGAGGAAAUGGAAGAAGAUUGUAUGGUCCUUGAUCCUGAGUGUCCAGGAAAUGUUGAAGGUUACCGUUGUGAUCACCUGCUCUUAUUUGAUCUAAUCAAUGAGGUAUUAAUGGAGAUUUAUGCAAAAUCAUACACCUAUUAUCCAAGGCCUUUGUCUGCGCUUUCCCACAUCCGUCCAAUGCCUGUAGGGCAGCACGUUCUUGAAGAGGUGUGGGCUAAUAUAAGCUGGUAUUUGAGCUCAAUUCCAGAGGCUGACCAAUUAUUGGAUCAUAUUGUGAGUGGAGAUUUAGCAAAGAGUGAUGGGUGGAUGAACCUGCAAUUUGACAGUGAAUGCGCGGGGCUUGAGGUGGAGGACUUGAUUUUUGAUGAUCUUCUAGAGGAAAUUAUUUUCACUUGAGUUUCUUGGAUGAAUUCUUUAUGAGAUUCUCUCCAAAGUAUCUUAAUCGUCUAGUUUACACAAACAAUUUUGUUUUUCUUGAUUAAAUAUGUAAUUAAUGUUAGAUAUGUAGAAGAGAAAACUCUUGGUUGUAUACAUGUAUUUAUACAUGCUAUACACAGUUAGAAAUAAAAAAAGUAUAAAUCAUUUUUUAUUGU
Hevea brasiliensis (rubber tree) is the source of this 3080-nucleotide messenger RNA. RefSeq lists its product as uncharacterized. Bases 337 to 2883 code for a protein of 848 amino acids. NCBI's taxonomy places the organism in Eukaryota, Viridiplantae, Streptophyta, Magnoliopsida, Malpighiales, Euphorbiaceae. The record is from RefSeq and is a predicted model, not a curated record. The transcript has 4 exons.